GACGGUUACGGUUUCAUUUCAAAUAGAGACUCCAACUACUCCAGGAUGGUGUGUCGAAGCAUCAUAGUACUGUCACUUAUCCUACUGAAAAUCUGUUCCAGUUUGUACGUUCCACCUUCUAAUGGGUGCUAUGCCGUUGGUUGCUCAACUCAACAAGGUUGCACUCCGUGGGACUUUCAUAAAUACCCGUGCUAUCGAACCUGUUACUACAACCGCUACUGUUAUCCUCCACCGCAACCGAGACAAAAAUGCUACAAAAUCACUCAUGAUGCCACCGGGAAAUCUUUGGUAUCGAGUGAUGUUUUCAACGCCACAAAUAAUACCAAAUAUGCUACCGUUUCAAGCAACCCACCUGGUAACUACCUAUGGAAAAUGGAGCCCACUUAUGGAGGGGUGUACUUCAUCCAAAAUGCCAACAAACUGGAUUUCUUGAAAGCGGAUUCCAACGGAACUCGUCUAGUGCUCAACGAAACACUCGAUCGUUCUUUCCAGUUCCGCCCGAUCAACACCAAAGAAGGUGCGUCUAAGAUCCAGCUACAGUCAGCAUUGAGCAACGCAUUCCUGUAUGUACAAACGCACGGCCAAGGAGGCAGCACUGUCGAAAUAACCACCGAUCCAUUUGCCAACUAUUACCAAACAAUCUGGUGCGUAACAGAAAUUUAUUGUUGAAAAUA
Molecule: messenger RNA, 674 nt
Organism: Armigeres subalbatus
Lineage: Eukaryota; Metazoa; Arthropoda; Insecta; Diptera; Culicidae
Exons: 1
Coding region: 46-669 (207 amino acids)
Source: RefSeq, a predicted model, not a curated record